AUGGCGCCAUAUUGUGCGAUAAACAACAUGUUUACAUUAAACAGUACAGGUAUUGCUAACUCUAUCCUAUCACCUGGCGAUUCUAGUCGAUUAAAAUUUUUGCCUUCAGGUCCCCCAGUAUGUAUCAUCGAUGGCGAUGUUCACAGGACGUUUGAUGGAUUUGACUACACUUAUUCUGGAUAUUGUACGUAUACAAUGGUUAGAGAUAGCCGAACGCAUCCGACAUUUUUUGUCAUCGUGGAGCAUAAGUUCCACCCAGAUGUAAACGCCCGUCUUACAGAAUUUACUGUCUGGGUAAAAGGAAGACACAUCACCGGAAGAAUAAACCCUCAAAACAUGCAGCCUUUGUUUACAGACGAAAACAAUAUAACAAUUAGUGUGAAUGAUGAAUUCCAAGUAGGACCCGACAUUGUUGUCAAUUAUGAUGGUCACAACUAUGAAAUAACGGACAGAAACACACUGACUGUCAUAUGGGACGGAUUGUACCGCUUAGUGAUCACCAUUGACAAGAAUAAUCUUUCAAAAAUCAUUGGUAUGUGCGGCAAUAAUGACGGUGAUCCCGGGAACGACCUGCGAACGAGAGGUGGUAUUCUCAUUGAUCUGGAGCACAGUAGUAUUGAGGAUUACGCCCGUACUUGGGAAGUCACUAACUCGUACGUAAUCCAUCUACAUUUUUUUCUGACGUAA
Saccoglossus kowalevskii is the source of this 687-nucleotide messenger RNA. Its product is annotated as BMP-binding endothelial regulator protein-like. Lineage: Eukaryota; Metazoa; Hemichordata; Enteropneusta; Harrimaniidae. The record is from RefSeq and is a predicted model, not a curated record.